GAAUUAGGAAGUCUCUGUGAGGUGUGCGCAUGCGCAGUGGUGCGCUACGUCAGCUUUCUGGGUUAGUAAGUGUGUGUAAAAGCUACGUGGCUUUUCUCUGAACUCCACAGAUCCGCCUUUAAUACCCGUCCGAAUACAACAUGGAUCAGGUGAUGCAGUUUGUCGAACCCGGCCGCCAGUUCGUCAAGGACUCCAUCAGGCUCGUGAAAAGAUGCACAAAACCAGACAGAAAAGAAUUUCAGAAGAUUGCAAUGGCCACAGCGAUUGGGUUUGCCAUCAUGGGUUUUAUCGGAUUCUUUGUCAAACUCAUACACAUCCCCAUCAACAACAUCAUUGUUGGUGGUUGAAUCCUCACGGUUUUGAACCUCUUUGGAUAUUGGAAGCAUGGAACAACGCUGGAUAAUGGACUGGGACUGAAUUUCAAAAUUUCAUGUUCUGUUUUGUGAUAAUUCUUCAAUUUUUUUGUUUGUUUUAAUAAAUCCGAGGAUACCAAAAA
This is a messenger RNA of Silurus meridionalis, 496 nucleotides long. RefSeq names its product SEC61 translocon subunit gamma (gene sec61g). The record is from RefSeq and is a predicted model, not a curated record. The transcript has 4 exons. Bases 141 to 347 code for a protein of 68 amino acids. Gene Ontology annotation, molecular function: transmembrane protein transporter activity. Lineage: Eukaryota; Metazoa; Chordata; Actinopteri; Siluriformes; Siluridae. Gene Ontology annotation, cellular component: membrane; Ssh1 translocon complex. Gene Ontology annotation, biological process: protein targeting; post-translational protein targeting to membrane, translocation.